AAAUAAACAAACAACAUGAAGCUCGACGACAUUCUUCCUUUGCUCGGCAACUUUGGCCGAUACCAAUUGCUUGUUUUUACCUUAGCUGCCUUGCACAACAUCUUCGGUUGCCUCACAACUCUGGGUAAUGUGUUCUACGCAGCGGAGACCGACCACUGGUGCAACGUUUUGCCCAACGAAAAUUGUUCCAACUGGGCGGAGUUUCAAGACAACUGCACUGACGUGAAGAAGUCCAUCUUCCUGCCUUCUCCUGGAAAUGGUUCCGACAUCAACUAUCCUUACUCAAAUUGUAAGCAGUGGGAGCUACCAGAUGGGUACGUAUUUGAUCCGUACGUACCGCUCGGGAACUACAACAAUUUCACUAAUGUGGAGGUGCCAUGUAAAGACGGAUGGGAGUAUGAUACGUCGCAGUACAAGACAACGACCAUCAUGAAUUUUGGUCUGGUGUGUGAUGACGCUUACCUGCCCAGCCUGGCGCAGUCCCUUUACUUCGGCGGUUUCUUGGUAGGAUCGUUCAUCGGAGGUUCCUUUUCAGAUUGGUUUGGUCGCAAGAAGGUCGUUAUAUGUUUCCAGCUGUUGUGGCUCGCAACAUUUAUUACAACUACGUUCUCAGUUAACAUCUACAUGUACAUAGCCUUCCGCGUUAUGUCGGCCUUGGGCUAUCUGGGAAGCUACAUGGGACUGUACGUGUUAGCUCUUGAAGUCGUUGGGAAGUCUUAUCGCACGGCAGUCACCAUGGCCUUAAGUAUAUUUUUCGCCAUAGGCUAUUUCUUCAUUGCGACGGCGGCCAUGUUUCUUCGACAAUGGCGCUCUCUGUCUAUGGCCCUCUCCAUAUCGUCAGUGGUUAUGAUGAUACCGCUGUUCUUCAUCCAGGAGUCCGUCAGAUGGUUGGUAUCCAAGGGCAGGAUCGAGGAGGCUGAACAAGUCAUCAGGAAAAUUGCCAAGAUGAACAAGAAGACUUUGCCAGAUGUCUUAUUCGAAUAUGAGGAUAUACAGGCAGAGACGGAAUCAAAGGAGUCGGCAAUACCGCCAUCCGUCAUUGAUCUGUACAAGACCCCCAACAUGGCGGUCAAGACACUCAACAUGCAGUGGCACUGGUAUGUCAAUAGUCUGGUGUACUACGGCCUGUCGCAGAGCACCAACGAUCUAGGAAUCGACGACUACUGGGCUUUCUUCGUGUCGGGAGCCGUGGAAAUCCCGGCCUAUAUCUACGCCACGUUUGGAGUGGAGUGGUUCGGCCGUAGACGGAACUUGGGAAUACUGGAGUUGAUUGGCGGCGUGGCAUGCUUGGCAACUAUCUUUAUUCCCAAGGGGAUCUGGAGGAUUGUUGUGGCUAUGAUCGGCAAGUUCUGCAUCUCGGCCACGUAUGCCAUCAUUUACGUCUACACUGUGGAGAUAUUCCCAACCCCAGUGAGGGCGGUUGGCUUGGGCGUGAGUUCGGUCGCCGCUCGUGUGGGUGGCAUUCUGUCACCCAUCAUUCUGCUCUUAGAUAAAACCGUGGCUAACCUGCCGAUGUGGCUGUUCGGCACCAGCACAAUCUUGGCGGGAAUUCUGGCAUUCUUUCUGCCGGAGACAAGAGGCAAAAAACUGCCGCAAACGCUGGAGGAAGGAGAAGCAUUUGGAAAAUGUCGUUGCAUGGGUGGACAAGCUAACGACGAGUCCAGUGUGGAACUUGAUGGCAUGGACACAGCAAAAGAGGGCGUCUUUGCGAUAUCCAACGCUGCCUUCGAUCACACGGAGGAGAAGGAAUAUCGCGACUUCUCGCAGCAAUUCACGCGUAAAGUUCGAGAGUCAUCCCACAUGUGAAUCAUGCAUUAUGCUUCAUUAAAGAACAAGAGUCUAGUGUGAUAAUGUACUCACCAAGGCAUGCUUAUAUCUAUUAUG
Patiria miniata (bat star) is the source of this 1884-nucleotide messenger RNA. RefSeq names its product organic cation transporter protein-like. The coding region runs from base 16 to 1806 and encodes 596 amino acids. The record is from RefSeq and is a predicted model, not a curated record. The transcript is spliced from 10 exons. Gene Ontology annotation, biological process: transmembrane transport. Lineage: Eukaryota; Metazoa; Echinodermata; Asteroidea; Valvatida; Asterinidae. Gene Ontology annotation, molecular function: transmembrane transporter activity. Gene Ontology annotation, cellular component: membrane.